UCCUCUUCUCUUCUUCACUGAAGCGGCGGACAUAGACGGAGGAAUCAUGAGUUUGAACAACUGGUACGCUAACCAUGGAAGACUCCUACCUAUCCCGUGACAAUGACGAUCCAGAUCAGACUCAAAAUGAUCUAAACAAGGGGAGGGUGGCACGCAAAAUGAAGAUUGAUCGUACUCGUAGAAGUUGGUCUCCUCGUGAAGAGGAGGUGCUGCUGUCAACCAUGAAGGGCCUCAUUGUCACUGGAUGGAAAGCGGAUAACGGUUUCCGUGGCGGCUACCUGUCUCGUAUUAUGGAGGCGUUGAAGCGUGAAUUCCCUCGUACUGACUUGAAGACAAGCCCCCAUAUCACAUCCAAGAUUUCCCAAUGGAAAAAAAGUUACAACUCUCUUUGUGGAAUCCUCGGACGAAGCGGUGUAGGCUUCAACCUGCAUAAUGACUACAAGAUUGACUAUGACGACGACCAGUGGGAACAAAUCAUUAAGGCGGAUAAGGAAGCCCGCAACAUGCGUUUCAAGUCAUGGCCUAUGUGGGAUGCAUGGAAGGAGAUAUUUGGAAAAGAUCGUGCUGUAGGCACUACUGCUGCGGAUCUGGGUGAAAUGUCUAAAGAAGUUUGUUCAACUGGUGUCCCAUUCCUUGAAAAUAGAGACAGUGAGUAUGUUGCAAGUACUGGUGCACCUUUUGGUGCCAAUCCACAGAAUACUAAGAGCUCUCCUCAAGGCUUGGAUCAAACUGCAAGUGACAAUGAUAAUGAAACUCAGUCAGCUCAGAAAAAGAAUAAGAAGCGUAAGGUUGUUGAUAGGUCUGAUAUCCUUCUGGAGAUGCUUGCUAAAAGCAAUGAAGACAUUAACUCAAGGCUUGAUAAGUUGACCAAUAGGAUUGGCUAUGAGUUUGAUGUUAGCAAAGCAAGGAAUGAAGUUUUUCCAAUUCUCGGAGAUAUUCAAGGCCUCACUAUUGGGCAGCAGCUUGAUGCCGCUAGGAUAAUUCUUGAGAAGGUGCAGCGCUUGGACUUGUUCAUGUCUCUUCCGGAAGCUUUUCGUCAUACGUACGUGGUGCGUAUGUUGGAGAAGCACACCUGA
Molecule: messenger RNA, 1076 nt
Organism: Salvia splendens (bonfire salvia)
Lineage: Eukaryota; Viridiplantae; Streptophyta; Magnoliopsida; Lamiales; Lamiaceae
Exons: 4
Coding region: 75-1076 (333 amino acids)
Source: RefSeq, a predicted model, not a curated record